This is a messenger RNA of Tympanuchus pallidicinctus (lesser prairie-chicken), 13167 nucleotides long. RefSeq names its product interaction protein for cytohesin exchange factors 1 (gene IPCEF1). NCBI's taxonomy places the organism in Eukaryota, Metazoa, Chordata, Aves, Galliformes, Phasianidae. The transcript has 11 exons. The coding region runs from base 643 to 1920 and encodes 425 amino acids. The record is from RefSeq and is a predicted model, not a curated record.
UAAUGCACUCUGCAACGCUUGAGCUAGAGCAAAUAAACUGAUGCUUAUAAAGCCACCCAGACAUUUGCCACUUGUCACUAGAUCUUAUACAGUCAUUGGUAUGCCAGUUCUCUUCCAGUCCUCUCACUCUUGGCCUACAACAGAGCAAACUCCUAGUGCAAGCUCCCUGCUUAUCUGACACACUUGCAACAGGGACUGAGCUGCUUUGGGCUUGGAAGAGGUUCUAAGAUCAAGGAUUUCGGGACUCUGGAAGAAGGACAGCAAAUAAAAAAUGAUCUUUUACUCUGAAGAGUUUGAAAGGGAAUGCCACUAGGUCUGAGGAGAGAAAACACAGCAUCAUCUGUGUCUGUCUGGAGUUGCCUUUUCCUUCUGUCUCUCUGAAGAGAAUAGGCAAGCAGAAGUAUAAUUGCCUGUGGUGUGGAGCAUCCCCAGGCACUAGAGGCAGACUGGCUCUUGCCUCAUCUCUCUGCUGAGGCUGGGAGCUCUGCAUCACUGCUGGCAAACGCAGAGCAAGGACUGCUGCUCUUCCUCACAUAGGCUUCCUGGGGCUUCAUCCACAUUCCCUGCUUCAUCAGCUUGGAGGAUGUAAGGGAAGAAGAGAAAGGAAAGCAGUAGCUUUCUCUCUAAACUUUGAAACCAUUCAUGGAAGCUGAUGGGAAUGCCCCUGUUCCCUUGCGUCAGAAGGCAAAAAAGAAAAGUCAAGGGUUCUUUAUAAUGAGUCGACGGAGGAUAUCAUGUAAAGAACUGGGGCAAGCUGAUUGCCAAGGAUGGCUCUACAAAAAGAAGGAAAAAGGAGCUUUCAUCGGUAACAAAUGGAAAAAGUUCUGGUGUGUUCUGAAGGAGUCAUCGUUAUAUUGGUACAGCAGUCAACUGGCUGAAAAAGCAGAAGGAUUUAUCAGACUUCCAGACUUCAGUGUGGACAGAGCAACGGAGUGCAAAAAAAAGCAUGCUAUUAAGAUCAGCCACCCACAGAUCAAGACAUUUUAUUUUGCAGCAGAAAAUGUUCUGGAAAUGAACACGUGGCUAAGCAAGCUGGGGAUUGCUGUAGAUCCUCAGGCACCCAAUGGAAAGAGCGAAGAAGAAUGCUAUAGUGAAAGUGAACAUGAUGACCCAGAAAUAACAGACACACUGCCUCCCUCAUAUGUGGCCCAGCCACCACCUCCUCAGUUACAGGAUCAACAGAAAUCCUCUUUGACAUCAACUCUGUCAAGUGAAGCAUCUUGUUCUCUUUCCUCUCCUGAAAGCACUUUCAAUUCCCAAGAAUCAUCAUCUUCCUUAACAUCCAAAGUGGUUUUUUCUGAGAGGCAGUCUCUGCUUGACUUCGUUAACAACUCUGCCAUGGAAGAGAGUGAUCAGCCUUUAACUUUCUGUGUACAGAUUCAAUCUGAUGAGCAGCCAGAAGUAGACUGUGGAGAAAAAGCGGAAAGUCAGAUCUGUCCUGGUGGUGGACCUGAAAACACUUUCUUAGGUCUGGAUACACAUUGCCUAACUGUGCCAGAUGCAGCAGGACAGAUAACACUCGCCAAAGAUCAUGAAAAAUGUGAUGAUGAUGAGAUGGAGAGACUUUACAAGUCAUUAGAACAAGCAAGUCUGUCUCCCAUUGGUGAUCGCCGGCUGUCAACCAAAAAGGAGCUUAGGAAGUCAUUUAUCAAACGCAGCAAAAACCCCUCUAUUAAUGAGAAACUCCACAAAAUUCGAAUGCUGAACAGCACACUAAAGUGUAAGGAACAUGACUUGGCUACAAUUAACCAGUUGUUAGAGGACCCAAAGUUGACGGCGAUGAAAUACAGAGAGUGGAGGAACACAAACAUCAUGCUAGUUCAAGACAUCUAUCAGCAGCAGGAGGUCCAGGAUGUAUCUACAGAGAACAGUGAGGAGCAAGAGACAACUCCACUGCCUGUCACUGAAAGUGCUAUAUGAAGCCAUGGAUUGACAGUUGACUGCAAGAUUUUUUUCCCCAAGAGUCUUCACAUACAGACUCUUUAAACUGCUGCAUUGUGAGGUUGAUUUUUUUUGUCAAGUGUUCUUCAUAAGUUAAACAGCCCCUCCUCCAAAACCUUAUUUCCUUUUGUAAAUUCCUCUAAAUCAAAAAAAGGAUGCUUGAAUCUGGGUUAAGAAGAAUGUUUUAUGAAGCAGUGAACAAAUAUUUUUCCAUACUAGGAGAAGUGGUAUAUGUGCAAUUCCUGGAAGUCACAGUGCUGUAUAAUAUGCACUAUAUAAAUGUCAGAUCAUUGGGGUUGUAUUAAUCUUUGAACUUAUUGAUAAAAGAAGCUACAAUAAUGCCAACAGUACAGUAAUCUUCUAUCUAAUUUUUGACCCUGUAUGGUAACUCAAAAUUUAUAUAUUUUUUUCAUCUCUACGUUCAUUCACUUUGACUGCUCUACCAGUCUAAACCAAGAAAAAAUGAGUAGAAAUUAUGCAUAAAUUUUUACUACACACCACUCUCAGACACCCAGUUUUGUAAUGCCUAAUGUUGUAUGGCACUGACAUUUAUUUAUGGACCAGACCAAAGUACUGCCAUUCUUCAAGAACAGAAGGUCUCUCUGUGUUUGGUUACAUGUAAAUCACUCUUCAGUGAGGUAAAUAAUAUCUCAACAUAUUUCAACUUCUCUUAUGGAUUUGGCAGAACUUCCUGGAAGGCUACUUGCUUCUUCCAUAUUUUAAAGAUGCAUGAGUAGAUAGGGUAUAAGUUCAUUCCAAACUCUCAAAUCAAGCAAGGUGAUCAAGUCUCCAAGGCAGAAGCUAAAAACUUAAAUUCCUGAUUUAAAUGGAACUGAAAACAUAAAGCAUAGCUUCAAAUGUUUUUGUAAAUAUAUGUCAUUUUAUGGCUUAUAUGAAUGUGACUAUGUACUGUAUAUAUGUUUUAUUUAUAUAUUUAUAUAUGCUGAAUUUCCUAAUGUUGAUAGGAUGACAUGGACCAGACUCACUUAGGUGAGAGUGCUUGCAUGUUGACUUGAAAUGCCUCUUUGUUCCAGUAUAAAUCACUGAAAGGGCUCUUGAAUGGAGAGUACCUUGAUACUUCUACUGUAACUGCCUAUUCUGUUUUCAACCUAGCUUUGUGAUUCAGAUGAAGAAAAUCUGUGUAUUUUAAGGCAAGGGUUUGUUUUUUGCUUUUCCAUAUUCAGCAUUAAUGCAAGUAGGAGGAACUUUUCAGAGUUUUGAAAAGCAAGAAUUAACCCACCAUACUCCAAAUGAUGCCACUACAAGUACUGUGGGAAUCUGCUCUUCUGUUUGCUAUCUUGUAAAGAUACUGUCAUUAGUUUUUAAUGGGGUUUAUCUUUUAAAGCAAAAUACAGCAUAUUCACCUGUUCUUAUCAGAGAUAUAUUUUAUUGUAUCUUGAUCAAGAAAACAAAUAGUAGUAACAUGAAAUAAUUUCAGCCUACUAAGCAGUAAUUCCAAUUGUUAAUGUUGCAAUGUUAACAGUCAGCAGAUUUCCUUUGAUAUAGACAUUACUAGAGAAGGAUACUUGAGCAGAUGGUAGCUGGUUGAAUGCAGAGCUGCUCUCGGGAUUGCAUCAUUGCCUCAAUUACAAAAGGUUUUAGGAAUGUGAGGGUCAGGAACAAUGUUGGCAUAGGACUUAAUAACUGGAGUUAGUUAAUUUGCUGGUGGGGAUUAGAAGUUAGAUGAUACCUGGAAGUGGGUAGCAAUGACUAAAUGGGGAAGCAGGUAAAAACCUGAGGUUAUUCAAAAGCUGAUAUUACUAGGAAACCAUCGUAUAAGUGAUAAUUUCUGACCAUGCAGAAGCAAGGCAUGUAAUGCAAUUUCUUUUCAAAAGCAUCUUCAAUAGUUAGAUCUUAUGAACAAAGACAUGCUUAACUGCUCUGUUGCUGACUGCACUAGUCAGUGCCCUGCAGUUCUGCAUAAAUUCCUAGCCAACUCCAUUUGCUGAAGUAGGUCUGAAUCACACUACAGAAAGAAGUAGGGAGCCUAUACAACAUUUUUCACACAGUUUAUACCAUGAUAUGCAAAACAGGUUUCUUAAAUGCAGAGACAAAUGUCCUCAGACUGCCUGAAUUCUACUAUUUUUUUUUUUUUACUUUGUUAAAAUAGCCUAAAAUAACUUUAAAUUACUCUCUUUCCAUUGGUUAGUAGGUAAUUAUUGUUGAGCUACUGAGUUUUUGGAAAUCUCAGGAUGGGUUAUAUCACCCUCUUAGAAAAGAGCAGAAAUUGAUUGAUCAGGGUUACUUCUAAUUCAGAUAUUAUUUUAGAGAAUUCCUGUGUGUUCAAGAAAAAUAUAUGGGUUUUUUGCAAGUGCAGUGUUCUCUCCAUUCUCUUCAGCUGCUUUUUAGACCCCAAACAAAUGGAAAGCAUGGGAAAUAAGAAGUGAAAAUGUUAAUAAAAUGGGAUUAAAUUUCUAGCAUUAUUAAUUAAUGCAACAUUUUUCACCUGGAUUCAUCAAUCCAUUCAUCCAUUCAGCAAUGGGAGAGACACAGAUGGAGAAGAACAAUACAUGGGACAACGGCUGUAACUGGUGGACGUGACAGGGAGCCAUUGUCAGCAGGAGAAGCUUGGACAACUGUUUGCUCUGCUCAGUCAUAUUUAGGAUAACUGGUACCUGAGCAUAAAUUUGGUUGGUCUCAAUUUGGAAGGACUGCAUUACUGACUCAUACUGUGGGGAGGUGUUACGUCAGUCUCUGGUAGCUUUUCUGGAAAUCAAAUCUCUCUGUUUUGAGGCUGUAGAUCUCAUGAGUUGAGAUCACAUUUCUUUGCCUAAGAUAGGAAAAGUGUCAUGCUGGGUUUGAGAAUUGUUUCUGCAUAUAAUUCUGGUGAUUUACUCAAUACUGAGUUGCAGAGGAAACAAGAAUAAAUUAUGUAAUAUAACCUCCUUUUCUGGAGAUAAUUUUCUUUUUGGAGGAAACGUUCAUAUGGGAAAAAAAAUUGCUUUAUAUCAGUCAGGAAUGUGGGGGGGAAAAAGGUGAUAUUUGGCUUAAAACUGUGUAGAAUGUGGUAAUUUUAAAUCAGUUUUCACUAGAAAAAAAAAAGUAUAAGCAUGCUGUUUCUCAUAUGGAAGCCUGUGAGCUUAGUUGUCUCCUACAAACUUAAUAUAAAAACUUGUAUUUUCUGUCUCUUGAAGUAUCAAGGAAAUCCGUGUAAGGAAAAUUCUUGAGCUGUGGUGGAAAUUUCCCCUUCCUACCUCCCUAUAUGUUUGGUUACACAGGAGUGACUAAUUGCAAUGAGAGCCUUGCUAGCCUUAUUUAUGUAAGAAAUGCCUUUCUGUUAGCAGGAAACCAAAGUGGUUUUCUUGUAGUAAAAGUGCCAGAAUGGUAUUUCCUGUUUCAUGUGAGACAUUUUGAAGCAGCAGACAUUUUAAGAUGUCAUUCAGCAUUCCUUGAACAUUUAACUUAUCCUGUUUUGAUCUGCUCCAAGCUUCCAUGUUCUUUCUUUUUCAAGAACUAGGUCCUCUACUAAAUGAAAUAAAAAUUGAGGUGGCAAACAGGACCAAAAUUCUCUCAGCUAUGAUCUAUGAAAUUCUUGUUUCUGUGCAUAAGAGUGACAGGAACUAAACUUGCCAAAAGCUAGGCAAUCCAAUAUGGAAGAAAAGGUUGAUAGAUGUUAAAGAGAGUACUGAAUGUCUUGAAAUUUGCUGUGAGUAAAGAUGCAAAAUCUGUCAGCUCUGGAAAAACUAUUGUUUUUCUAUUUUAUUUCUUUGUGGUAAAAAUCUAGGGGAGUGGCUUAUGAGCUGGCAAAAACUGAAAAAUAGAAUAUGCAUGUAAUUCCUUGAAAGUUCAUCAUCUUUAAUGCAUUACCAUGAAAUGACUGAUUUCAUGUUACUCAGCCUUUAACACUGAAAAUUCAUUUCCUUGGGAAACCGUUCUAGCUACUACAGUGUCAGGGGGCUUAUCCAUCCCAUCUGAUACAUAUGAGAUCCAUUUUGAGAAUGUAAGUUUGUUGCAUUUCUAAAGGGCAUACUGCUUAUAUGAUUAGAUUGUACCUUAGGAAUUGUAUGAAUUUUAGUGCUCCCUGGGUCCCUAGAUGCCUUAGGACCUGCACACAUUAUUCUGGAUCUUGAAGUUGCUUAUGAUUGUUUUACUUAUCCAAUCUUAAUAUAAAGAAAAGAAGAUUGGAAAACAUUUCACUAUCAUGUGAAAGCAGACUAAUGCCCAUCCAGGAAAUAUUUAGGUACUUUACUCCUGAAUGCUUAGCAUAAUUACUCUCCUGAUGAAAUGCCACGUGUGCGUAAUAAUGGCAGUGCUGUCGUGUAAAGCUUUCAGUGUUGAGGAACAGCUAAAAAGAGGAAUUGAUGAGCCUACUCCGUUAAACUCUGUGUAGACAUGGAUGGCCAUACCUAAAGGAAUAUCCUCAAGGAUAUCAACUAUGCAGGGAGAGGGCCUGCAACAGUAGGCAGGUACUAAUUUAAUACUCUAUCUUCUAAAUCUAUCUGAUUCACUAGUUGCAAACUCAAGGCACAGUGUUUGAACUCAGCACUGCCUUUUCCCUGCUUGUUGCCCACAUGUGUGACUUGAUUUUAAUGUAGCGAUGCUCACAGCUUGGGGAACGAGAGCCUUAUGUUUGCACUUGUCAAUUAACGUUGAAACGAAGGAGUAUUUUGCUUAUCAUAUUUUUUUUUUCACUGCAGAUUUUUUCAGUUUGCUGCUACAUAAUAAGAUAGUACCUGCUGGUUCCUAAAAGCAAUUUAAUUCUUCUUGGGACUAUUAUUAAUAGUAAACUGAGUAAUUUGGAGCCAGGAAGAAUCAAGGAGUGGUUUGAGUGAGAAACGCUUUCCACUGUCUGGCAAUGCAGUUUUGGGAGUUCUGUUUUUAAAUUAGCUAAUUCUCUUUCAUUGCUUGCUGUAGCUACCACUAAGGAAGGAUACCUCAUGCCUUAUGCUUUCUUUUGAAUGUUGUGAGGCAUGGUUGGAUUUUUUCAACUCUCAGUGCAGCAAGUUUCAAUUAACAAGGAAUUGGGAUCUUUGUAAAAAGUUUCAGUUUAGCUGUCCAGGCCAAGCAGACAGAGCACCACAGAAGGGUAUUUCCUAUGAAGUGAGCUCAUCUCUACAGCUGCACAGAAAGAAGUGCACCCUCUCUUCCCCCAGCAUCCUACAUGCUCCCACUUGUUGCUUCAUGUUGCUCUGCUCAUUUCUUAGCACCUCUGUUAGCUCAGUAGUGUCAGGCAGCAAGGAACAGACCCAACAAGAUGGAUAACAUUCUAUGGCAAUACAUUGGCUUAUGGAGAAGUUCAGUAGCUGCCAGAGCUGUUACAAAGGAGGAAGAUAUAUUGUGUGGGAAGGCAAAGAAGGAAGAGGGAGCUGAAUAAGUGGGAGAAAAGAAGGGGAUCUCUUCCUCAUAGAAGGAGAGCAUUGUCUUGAUGCUGCUUCCCACAAAGCUUUACUUUCACCAAGUGAUGAUUUUGUUUUUCUUUUACUUUGCAACAUGUGGUUGUGAAAACAAAACGAGGCACCAAAUUCCAAGUGAGAUUUAAUCUGAUCUCAGCCUGUGCUUUUACUUUUCCUGCUUCACACAGAACCAAGUGUUUCUGCUACCUCUUUUAUUUCUGGAUAUGUAAGCCAAAAUCCUACAAAAACUAGCACCGUUUCCUUAGGAUCUUUCCUUGCAUACUUGCUGCAGGAAUUCUGAUAUGAGAGGAAUUCUCAUAUGCAGGCAAGUGAGAGAAACCUCCUGUUGUAGCGCAAAAUAUGUAAUAGUUUCUGAAGUUCUAUAAAAAGAGAAAUAAAAUUUCUCAUUAUGAUUCAGGUACUUGUUUUACAUCAGCUUAAAAAUAAAACUAAAAAUACUGGGUUUUCCUUGGCAUUCAGACUUUCUCAGUGGGAUUGAAGAUGAGAUGUUUACCAGUGACAAAGAGAGGACAUGGCCAUCUCAUUCCAUUCCUGGCUUCUCAAUUGUUGUGUUUGAUUAUUUCAUUUUUUGGAAAGGGGUUGUAAUUCUUCUGACGUUAUCAUAGGCUGGAAGUAAGUAAGUACUUACUACUGGCUAUCAAGGGGAAAAUACCUAUAUUAUCAUUUUGUUUUCAAGAAAUAUUUUAGUUGUUGCUACUAGAGGUAUAGAAAAUUGUGUGAUACAAACUCUGAUAGCACAUGGAAUAAUGUCCAUGAUAACAAGCUGCUCUUUUAUUUUGAUGUGGAAAUGUACAUCUUUCCUCUUCUCAAUCCUAGGCAGACAGAUGCUUUUCUCUGGCAGACAUGCAGGUUCUCUCUGCAGUGCCUUUGGGAAAAUAGUUCUCAGCAUUUUUUCUGAUAGAGAAAACUGAUCCCUUAGCACAGCCUGCUGGCUGUCAGUGAGAUAGCAAGCAAAAUAUAAGUGUGCACAAUUAUAUGUGAGAGGGGAAGUGAUCGUAUUACUGCUGUAGGUGUGAUGGUCUCACUUUCCUGUAGAGCAAGUUCUAGAUGAGGUGAAAGUGAUUACUGCAGGUGGGAAAGUGGAGAUGCUGUCUGGCACACCAGCCCAGUGUAGAUCUGAGCUAAUAGUAAAUUCAAGCAAAGUGCAGUCCAAAGGGGAAAAUGUUCCAUGCAGAAGUGGAUAUCAGAAAGAGAGGGAAAAUAUUUCUGGGAGGGGAAAGGAAAGCAGUGUGCAAGAGGCAUCUGGAUGAUGUGCAGCUUGAUAUGGUUUAGUGCUAGUGGUGGCAAUGGUGAUGAGGAGACGGUUGGACUAGAUGAUCUUGUAGGUCGUUUCCAACCUUGUGAUUCUAUGAUUAUAUGAAAUGAUUGCAUUUAGAAUGGGAGAAAAAACCUGUCAUCAAAUUCAUAUCUUAGUGUGGAUGAUUUUUAUUAUCUAGUUAUUUAACAUCAAUGAAUUUCAGCUAGUUCUGUAGACCACCCUAAAAAAUCAGAGUUGAAAAGUCAUAGGUUGUUUUGUCAAAAAUGUUCAUACGGUGAUGUUAAGGACAAUGGCAUGUAAUAUCUGUGCAGUCUCAUAAAAUCCAAAACCACAGCCGUGAUGAUAUGGCACACAAAGACAGAUUAAAAUUUAGAGGAAUCUCCACUUAUCAUUGUCCUUGCAAAGGAAACCAUCUUCCAAUCAUCUACUGGAUUAUUUGUAUUCUUACACAUCUGCUGCUAAAGUAUAGGGUACAUUUCUAAGGUGUGCAUUUUCUUAACUCCUAUUUAUAAUACAGGCAGUAAAUUCUUGGCUAGCACUUAAGUUAAUAAAUUAUAGCAGUGGUGAAAAUGGCCCAGGUGCUGGUGCUCUUUUUUGUGUGAUUUGAGAAUUUCACUCUACAAAUGCCAGAAGGAUGAAUAGCAUACGGAAUGUAAAAUUCCGUACUGCUGUAAAACACAAAUAUCACCUUUCCAGAUUGAUGUGAUCUUUCAUCAAGAGCGUUAUUUAUUUGCUGUGAAAUUAUUUAUUCUAGUAAACUCACUGAUGACAAAUUGAAGAAUUGCAGAUGACCACACCUUAUGUGUUGGUUCCAAAAUAGGUUUCUAAUACAAGAAAAAAGAUUAAUUAUGAUGCUGACACUGGCUGGAAGAAGCAGGUGAGAGUACUCAGGGUUGAGGCAGCAAGAAAACAUCUGCACUUUGGAGGCAAAAAUGUCUUGAAAAUGGGGGCAGAUAUCCCACUUAUUAAACAAAGAACCCUUUCUUUAUUCUUGGGGAUUCAGAGGAGUGAUGAAGAUAGAAUUUGUGUGGCAGCACUAGCCAUACAAAAAUUUGAGCAUGAAAUAACUCCUAGGAACAAAGUCCAGAUAUAGAAAUAUAUAAGGUACCUCAUGUUGGUUGGUUUUGGUGACAGUUUUAAAGUUAAGAUGAGAAUGUUUGAGUGAAUACUGGAUGUAUAAGAUGUUACAGAUGUCAGAGAUCACUGCAUCGUGCACCUAUCUUUGCUUUGCUUCUAGCAAAACCUGAUGUCUACUAAGAAGGUAUUUGAAUGCAGGCUAACAAAAUAUCAGGAUUCAGGAGAAAAAUAAUUUAGGAUCUCUAUUAUAGGUCCUCCAUGACCAAAUGGGAUCAAUUCCAGGUAGGAGGUCCAGAGUAGACUGAAAUUUGUCCCUGCGGUUGGUUUUAGUUUGGCAUAAUGAGAGCUAAAGGUGCAGAUUAUUAUCUGCAUCUUUAUCUGUAUUAUUAUCCACUCAAUAUCCUUCUUAUCCUUGAUCUAUAUUAUUAUCCUAUGACAAAGCUUAGAGGGUAGUUUGAAUGUACAUUUGAGGUACCUAACUUGUUUUUCAUUCACAGAUGGUAAUAUGAUUUUGAUUAAGUCACUCCUAUCCAGUGAUUCAACCCCAUUUGUAACACGAUGAUAAGUGCUUACUGCUGAGAGCUGCUUUGUGAAUUAAUUCCAGCAUUCCGCUCUACUAAUCAAACAGGUGAUGACAAUGUAGACUGUGACAGUCAAUGAUAACAUUGUAUUUUUUAUAUCUUGAGGACUGAUGAUAAUUUGCUGGGGGAAAGGUGUCUACUGCAAGAGGAAAGAUAGAGAUUUCCUCUUCAAGCAUCCCUUCUGUCAAGAGGAAUUUCAUCCUAGACAUGAUGAUAACCACCGUUUACUGUCUGAAGAGUUAGAGUCCAUAAACCAGAUAUUGCUUGAGUGACUUUGUCUCUUCUCAAGCCAAAAUAUAGCUGUGUGCAAUCGGAAAUGCAUUUGCACAAACCAUGCAACCAUAUGAGUGUAAACUCCAGUCUCAGGAAUACUUUGCUUACUUCAUUGCAAAUUUACACUUUGGGAUUCAGGUUUUCUGGAAAUAAUCUACAACCACAGUGGUCCAAGUACUCUUGGACCUUGGUAACCUUGGUUGUUUCUCUGCCCAAAUGUAGGUUGCCUGCAGCCACAGUCCCCUUAGGGGUGUUUCUAUUCCUCUUGCUACUUGGCAUUUACUGUUUUUUGAACAACAACAACAAAAAAUUUAGGCAUAGGACCUGUGUUUUGAAAAAAAUAAUACAAAAAUAUUAGCUACAGUUAUCCAGAGGCAAUUCAAUAAUUUUACUGGUGACUCACAUCUAAGUUAUUUGAUUUUCUCAGAAUUAUGAUAUUAAUGUUCUGCUGAGUUCUCUUGAGAGCCUUCUACUACAAGCUAACAAGCUUCCUUUCAAUAUCUGUUUUUUAUUUAAAAAAAAAAACCUUUUACCUACAUUAUCUAGGAUCAAACUGAUUGCUCUUGUGGCAGGACUGACAACCGAUUGGAGAAAAUACGUUAAAUACUAUACUGUAUUAUAUAUGACAUUGUCAACACUGAAGUCUGCAAUCAAGAAAACAAGAUGGACAGUGUAUCCUCCUUUGGUAUGUAGCUUCUAAUUUGACUCAGUUAUUUCUCCUGAACAUCAAAAUAUUCUCUUUUUCAAUCUGUUUCUUGCAAAUAGAAUAAAGGUGAAACUACUUGUACUUUCAUAUAUUUUCACUGAAUUUUAACCUAGUACAGAACCAUAACUUUCAACUCCCCUCCUUGAGUUUUCUUCCAAUUCUAUAUAACUGUUCAAUGGGUCUGUGAACGUACAUACUAAACCUUUUUACUGAAUAUUUGCUUUAUGUAAUAACAUGGAUUUCUUGUUAAGAGAGAGGACAAGCAUUGUCCAUAAAUGAAUUCUGAACAGGAGGCCUUCUAUUGCUGAUACUGAUAACUAUAAUCUCCCUCUCUGUUUAUGGCCUCUGGAAUAAUACAGUUCAUUACAGAGCAAUAAGACUAAUUUUUUUUUUUAAGUAUUUGAUAUAGAAUUUACACUGUCUUUUAAUAUUGCCAUCAUUAUCUCUGUCAUUGGAAAUUCAGAUGUGGGAAGGCUUUUUUUUUGCUCCUAAACAAGCUAUGCUGUAGAGGUAGCAUAGACACUCUGUGUUCACUGUAUAAUGUAUAUUUAGGAGAAUUAGCAGCAUAAUUACACAUUCACAGACACACUGUCUGUGUUUCUGUCUACUAGAUAUGCUGCAGUGGAAGUUUUAAAUUUGAAUGUGAAUAGCUAACUGAGGUGUUUUUUAUUGAAAUAUAUAUCUUCUUACUAUUUAAUAGUAGGAUAGUUUUAAAGAGAUUGGAGAGUUUGUUUCAACUUCAUGUUUAAACUCAUGUUUGAAUGCUCCUUGAAUUUAUCUGUGUAUGUCUUAAUGCACAUAGAUACCAAGGCAUGAAUUUGGGAACAAAAAUAUAUGCUUAAGGAAGGUAACUGUGACACCUUCAUAGAUAACAGCAAAUAAUUUAAUGAGUAGGAGCUACUGGGAUUAUGCUGGAAAAGUAAAUAAAGCCCUUGGAGAAUGUGACUCUUGGAAGAACAUUGCCCCCAUACAUGUAUUUUUUCAGGAAGGACAGAGGUCAGUAUAUGAACACAUUAGUGAAAUGACAUGCAUGUGUUUGGAACUUUGGUUCUCUACACCAACACUGAAAAGAUGGCUAGUUGGCAGUAAGUAAUACAUCAUGAGUAGAAAAUGUGAAAACUGUGCCUUUUAUGGAGAAUACUGAGAAAUUCAAAAUGUCUCGUUUAAUUUCUUCAGAGAAUUAGGAAGGUUUUGAUAUGAUCUCUUUUUUUCCUAAUGAUGUUGAAUGUCAUCCUGAUUCAGAUGAAGUACCCAGCUGGUAAAUGCUCUGGAUUGCCUGAAGGAGCCUGCCUCUCUGCCUUGAUUUUACUCAAGGGAAAUGAUCAAAUUAAUCCCUGUAAGAAAUGUAUCUUACAAGUGCAAACUUAAAAAAAAAUUCCCAUAUGCAUGGAAGUGGUUUCUAACAGCAGGCAGUCCUUGAACUCCCACUGAAAUUGUCAGAACAGAUAGGAAGAUAAGCACUGCCCAGUUCAAGUAGCUUCACUUUUAAAACAUAUGUAGCAGAUAUAUGUUUUGAACCAAAGUAUCAUGGGGGUUUUUGAACUUUAAACUCAUUAAAUCAGGAACACCACCCCUCCCAUCCCUAAAUUAAAAUAUAAAAUUAAAAAAAAAGUAAUUAUCAAGACUACAUCAUGCACUUGUUUUCAUUACAUUACACAGUGGUCUAGAUUAAAUCAUCUAGCAGAGUGGUUACGUAAAAAGUUGUAACAGAAGAUCAUAGCAUUUGUUUUUUGCCUUCAAAUCUAUGGAUUGAUGAAUCUACCUACAAGGGAUGAGCAAAACCCUGUUUGAAAAAUCUUCAGAGUUUUUUUGUUUUAAAGAAAUAGUACUAAUAGCAGUAAUAUUUAUAUAAUCACUGCAAAACUUCAGCAAAUCUCUUACAGGUCCUGAAUAGACAUAUAUCAGGAGUAUGAAAUAACUUAGAAGUGUGUUGGGGAAAAAAGACAAAACAAACAAACAAAGAAACAAAAAACAAAA